Messenger RNA from Balaenoptera acutorostrata (minke whale), 719 nucleotides. RefSeq names its product mitochondrial ribosomal protein L14 (gene MRPL14). The record is from RefSeq and is a predicted model, not a curated record. Gene Ontology annotation, molecular function: structural constituent of ribosome. Gene Ontology annotation, cellular component: mitochondrion; ribosome. The transcript is spliced from 3 exons. Gene Ontology annotation, biological process: translation. Bases 163 to 600 code for a protein of 145 amino acids. Lineage: Eukaryota; Metazoa; Chordata; Mammalia; Artiodactyla; Balaenopteridae.
CGCAAGGAGCGGGCGCACUCUCAGAUCGCCGUCCGCCCGGCUGGGCCCGACGCGCAGGCGCAGGGCGAGAGGCCGCGUAGCGGGAAGGCGGCCCUGGGCCUGUGGGGGCCCGCGGCGGGAUAUUCCAGGGCGGCGAAGGCGGAUUUGCCAUCUUGGGAUCCCAUGGCUUUCUUUACUGGGCUCUGGGGCCCCUUCGCCCACGUGAGCAGAGCACUGAGCCAACGCCGUUUCAGCACCACUGGGAGCCUUGGUGCAAUUCAGAAGAUGACGCGGGUACGUGUGGUGGACAACAGUGCCCUGGGAAACACCCCGUACCAUCGGCCUCCUCGCUGCAUCCACGUCUAUAACAAGAACGGGGUGGGCAAAGUGGGCGACCGGAUCCUGCUGGCCAUCAAGGGGCAGAAGAAAAAGGCGCUUAUUGUGGGGCAUCGUAUGCCUGGUCCCAGGAUGACCCCCAGGUUCGACUCUAACAACGUGGUCCUCAUCGAGGACAACGGGAACCCUGUAGGGACCCGAAUCAAGACACCCAUCCCCACCAGCCUACGCCGGAGGGAAGGCGAGUUUUCCAAGGUGCUGGCCAUUGCCCAGAACUUUGUGUGAGCAGAGCCCAGGCACCGGCUGCCUGGGGGCUCAUGGAUGGAGCCGUUCUGAGAGCUGUGCCUCUGCUGAGAGGGAGCCCGGGGCGCAGUGUGCUGUGAGAAAAUAAAUGUUUUCCUGUA